AUGGCUUCAAUAGAAUAUUUAUCAGAUAAAAAUAAUUCGGAUUCAUUACGUUCAACAACACCGUCAUUGUCAAUUAUCGUCGAUAGUUCCGAAUGUUCUACAACAAAGUGUAAGCGCAUUGGAUGUGAAAAUUCUUCUAUUGAACAUCCUGAAUGGGACGGAGAAUAUUGUAGUGCACAAUGUCUAUCAGUAUUUUGCAAAGAAGCAUUUGAACAAUGGGUGAAAAAACAUCAACCAAUGUCUUGA
Molecule: messenger RNA, 246 nt
Organism: Rotaria socialis
Lineage: Eukaryota; Metazoa; Rotifera; Eurotatoria; Philodinida; Philodinidae
Source: the annotation of a GenBank genome assembly